AUGUCACGCUUCGCUGUCGUUAGUUCGUGUCAAAGCGAUGGUUAUCCUGUGAAGUUGCCCAGCAAUAGCAAUUCGGGAAGCAGUACUAACACUAACGAAAGCAGCAGCACUGACACUAAUGGAAGCAGCAGCAACUCUAAUGGCAGCAGCAAUGACACUAAUGGAAGCAGCAGUAACUCUAAUGGCAGCAAUUUGGGAAAUAGUAACAACUCAUCAUCAAGCAAUGCAAGCAACCAAAACUCAUCAUCAAACAGUACACUCAGCACAGGCGCUAUUGUUGGCAUAGCUAGUGGAGGUACUAUUUUAUUAGGGUUUGUUGCCGCAGCACUGACAGUUUAUUACAAAUGGUUGCAGGUUAAAAAAUUAAAAAAUGAGCAAAUCAGCAAUAAAAACAAACCGGAUCCCAAGCCUGUAUGA
This is a messenger RNA of Ambispora leptoticha, 417 nucleotides long. The record is from the annotation of a GenBank genome assembly. Lineage: Eukaryota; Fungi; Glomeromycota; Glomeromycetes; Archaeosporales; Ambisporaceae.